UUCGACUGGGCUUCGCGAGCAACGACGGGUCAACAAGGCCCGACCCGACUCGUGCGAAGACAUCCGCGACAGUCGUUGAACCCUGGAAACCGAAGCUCACAGUUUGAAGUUUGAGCUCGACGAAGCGAAGACGAAGAAGAAGAAGAUGGGGAUGGAAGCGAGCUUGGAGGGGGAGAGGGUGAUACUGGUGCCGUACACGGCGGCCCACGUGCCAAAGUACCACGAGUGGAUGCAGGACCCGGCUCUUCUCGAAGCCACCGGCUCCGAGCCUCUCUCCCUCGAUCAGGAGUUCGAGAUGCAGCGUUCAUGGACUCUCGACCCCCUCAAGCAAACAUUUAUCAUAUUGGACAAGGGAAUGGUGGAUGGGAAACAUGGGCGAGGACAUCCCCAUGUUGAAGCCAUGGUUGGUGAUGUGAACAUAUACAUGAAUGAUUUGGACGAUCCCCAGAUGGCAGAGAUCGAGAUAAUGAUUGCGGAACCCAAGAGCCGUGGCAAGGGACUUGGAAAGGAAUCUGUUCUGAUGAUGAUGGCUUUUGCAAUAAAAAACUUCGGGAUCCACACUUUUCGUGCAAAAAUUGGAGAAUCGAACAGAGCAUCUCUUCAUCUGUUCAAGAAAUUGGGCUUUGUGGAGUCUUCUCACAGCAAAAUCUUCAAGGAGGUGACCUUGGAAUUAGUUGUGACAAAGGCGAAGCUGGAGGAGCUACAGUACCUACUUGGUGAUGUUAGCCACGAAUAAGAGAGGACGAAUGUGGUUGCCCUUCUUAAUUAGCCAUGAGCAGUUAUCUUCAGUUGGGAGAGUGUUGCUAACGUGCACAAUGAUCGGCGCCUUAAAGAGUUGAACGGACAAAGUACAGUUUGUACUACAUCGCAUUUUCUCCCACUUUGUCUACAUAGCAAUAACAAUUGGCACGCCCCGAAGAUUUCUGUUUAUCUCUUCAUUGAUUAGUUUAGAGGCAAAAUAGCAAAGCAUGGCAAUAUCUUUUCAGCUACA
Messenger RNA from Rhodamnia argentea, 991 nucleotides. Its product is annotated as N-acetyltransferase 9-like protein. The record is from RefSeq and is a predicted model, not a curated record. Gene Ontology annotation, biological process: protein acetylation. Bases 146 to 736 code for a protein of 196 amino acids. Gene Ontology annotation, molecular function: N-acetyltransferase activity. NCBI's taxonomy places the organism in Eukaryota, Viridiplantae, Streptophyta, Magnoliopsida, Myrtales, Myrtaceae. The transcript has 6 exons.